Pocillopora meandrina is the source of this 3891-nucleotide messenger RNA. NCBI's taxonomy places the organism in Eukaryota, Metazoa, Cnidaria, Anthozoa, Scleractinia, Pocilloporidae. The record is from the annotation of a GenBank genome assembly.
AAAUCAGGUGAUGGCACCGGAGGGGAAUCUAUCUGGGGCGGUGAGUUUGAAGACGAGUUUCGUAGAGACUUGCGGCACGAUCGACCAUUUACAGUAAGCAUGGCUAAUGCAGGACCGAACACAAACGGCUCGCAGUUCUUCAUCACUGUCGUACCAACGGUAAGUACACCAGAGAGAAAACAAAGUUUGAAAUCGUUCUUUAGACAACGGUGGGUUCAAAGAAAAGGGGACAACAGAUUUUCUCGCUAAAACGUUUGCAAUUUUUUUCAUCCAUUCAGUGGAAGUUUUCUUUAACUUUGAAUUUCAAGGGACAGAAGCCUGCCACGGAGGGGGUAGAGUUUGACACGAGAACAACCAUUACAAUUUCAAAAAAAAAAUUUUGAAAGCUGACGCUGUGAAGAUGAUAUAUGGGUACGCGUUGUAAGAGCUUCUGUGAGGCGGGGAAGCGCGUAACCUUGAAAUUCCCUAACCUAUCGUAUAUGGGCCUAUACCCAGUGUAGCUCUUUUGACCUUUUGAUUGGUCGAGAAAACUCGCCUCAUCUUUUACCCAACCAAUCGGAUGCUAAACAAAAAUCAAGUCCGACGUGGUAUCCCUCGUUUUCCCACGCUUUAGGCUGUUCGCCUGAUAUGAUUGGCUGUUGUGACAACCUCGGUUUUAACACCUUUCUUUUUAAGUACCUUGCACCACUGACUGAUUAAAAGUUAGUUCAUUUUUUUUUCUUCUUGUCACAACAGCCUUGGCUUGACAACAAGCACACUGUGUUCGGCCGCGUCGUCAAAGGAAUGGACGUGGUGCAAGAGAUAAGUAAGGUGAAAACAAAUCCUAAGGACGAUAAACCGUACGACGACAUCAAGAUUAUCAACGUUUCUUUGAAAGGCUAAGAUGGCAUCAGAGCUGAGGAAAAGAAACGUGAAUUAACCACAAAUUUACACCCCUUGUUUAUCAUGCUGAGCAAUUUGAAGUAAUCGCACUGGUUUUAACGAUUCAGUUAAAAUAAACGGUCCAACAAAAUGGAAUCAUAAGGAUUAAUCUUGAUACCGACCGCAAUUUUUAGAGUUGUUAUUUGUGGAAGGACAGGAAAAAAUGCUACGGAAAAAAACACCUUCACCAAAAAAAUUUGGUUUCCAAACGUUUCCGCCGUCAUAGAACGAUAAGUGGGAGCAAGCUUCAAACUCUCCUUGAGACAUCUAAGGAAAGCACCAACGCAACAGUGACCACUUUUUAGAAAAUGUCCUGUUUUAUUUAAGACAAGUCGUUUCUCUAUAUCAAGAAAGAUUUUAUGUAAGAUACACUUUAUACAAAAUAAAUAACACAUUAAUUCUGACCUAUAUUCAAGUACAAACCUCUUUUUUUUUAGAAUUAUCAAAUUUUUUGUUUGUAUGUUUGUUUUUCAUAACAUAGCUUCUUUGCUAUUAAAAUCUGUGAUCUUGGCCUUCAAACAACUGCGUUAAAGACGUUGGUAACCUAAUUCGCUAUAGAUCAUCCUACGAACUCCCUUGAAAUUUUAAAGUCCGCAUUCGUGACUUCUUAAACACCACAAACUUUUUUUUUCAUGUCGGACAAUAAAACCUAUGAGAGUUCAAAAAUCCUUUUGCGGUUUUUCCUUGAUAUUUUACAUAAAAAAACAGCUUUCAUGUAAUAGUUACCGGCGCUCACACCUAUGUAUGGAUUUUACCGACACUUACGAGCCACGUAAGUCAAAGAAUGACUCAUCAAAGCGACUCGGUUUCCAGAGUUUUUUUUUUUAAUCCGAAUCUGCCUUCCUUUUCUCUUGGGAUCCUGCGGAAUUAUCGACAGACCUGAUCAACUUGGUCAAUAUCUGCGCCUGUAGAAAUAAAGAAUAAAUAUCGCAUUAUUUUUUUUUUUAGGAAAGUUCUACCACUAUCUAAACAUACAGAGUUAGAACUAGAGUUUUUCUCAACCGUACUGCGCUGUAAUUUAUGACCGGCGACCAUUAAAAACUUGCGACUGAAAGCUGCGACUCUGAAGGCGUGACACGCAACCAUAAGUCAAGCUCAGUAAAUUACACUGCAAUUUGAUUAUCUACAAAUUUCGCUGACCGCAACAAACCAAAACCUUCGUGUGAUUGUUUUAAGCAGGAAUUUGUUUUUCUUAAAUUACAAUUUAUUGAGAUCUACAUUUCGAAAUAUUUAAGUAAUGUAGUUAAUUUACACGAAGGUGAAGCUGCGAUUAUAAGCUCAAAUGACAACGUAAACAAUCUGUGAAUUUGUGGUUGCCACUAUUGAUUAGAUCACGAUUAACAUUUUAAACAUUUACGCGUUCGUGGUUUUCUGAGUUAGAGGCAGACUGAAUUGACCGAUACACUCCUCGUUAAAGAAUAUUAAAAUUUUAAGAUAUUAGGCACGCACAUCAUCAAGAACAAAAGCCAUUUCAAAUUCAAUCUGUAAACCGCGAGCGGAUGUUUUUGGAAACAAAAUUUGGCUAGGAGAGGAAUGUUUUCGCUUUUUCCCCCUUCCCGCCUCCUUCAAAAGAAAUUUUUUGUGAAAGUUGAUAUAAAACGAAGCAAUAAGUAAAAAGGAAUAUCUAAAUUCUUCUUAAGGGAGGGUUAUUGACUUUGUUUUUUCUUUUUUCGAUGAAUAUGUCGCUAGGUUACCAAUUUCAUAGUGGAACAAUCCCAUUGAAUCAAUCUCUUUUCCAAAUAAAAGCUCAAGCCCUGACAAACCGUAAAAGCCAUGGCAGGCAAUUGGAAAGCUAGAUUAUUAUUUUACAGCAUUAGCUUGGGAAGCUCUCUUUUAAUCCUACAAUACUGGUUCCUCGACAGCAAAAUACAAUCGAGAAAGAUGUCCGAUCAGCGAAUAGCUACAAAAUUAUUCUUCAGCAGCGGGCCGCAGACAUUACGAAGGAGAAAUGAUUCGAAACUCGUUCUUUUCUACACGACUUUAUUCGGUGAACGACCAUGGCGAGGACUUUCUAACGAUUACAAUUUCACAAACUGGAACCGAAUACCUUGUGUUGUGCAGGCAUGUAGAAUCUCUUACAACCGGAAAGACCUUAAUCGGAGUGAUGCAGUGAUAUUCCACGGACGAGAUUUACCCAGUGUUUCUCACAUGAAACGCAUAAUGAAGUAUAAAACUCCACAUCAGAGAUGGGUUUAUUUUAUACAUGAAAGCCCUCAAUUUACUUUUUACGAACCAUGGCUGUAUAACGGGUUUUUUAACUGGACUAUGUCCUAUCGGAGGGAUUCGGAUUUCUUCGUGCCCUACCGAACGUACACCCAACUUCAGCCCGACGAGAUUGAAAACGAGGAAACGCAAGAUAGAAAUUAUGCAUCGAGCAAAGAUAGACUUGUGGUUUGGGUUGUGAGUCACUGCCAGGGUUUGCGCGAAGAGUUCGUCAAAAAACUCAUGAAAUACGUCAAAGUGGAUGUGUUUGGAUGGUGUUCAAAGAGAUUUAACCAAACUGAAACGUGUCCGAGGCAAUCUUCGGCUUGCGACGAUACGUUAAAACGCUAUAAAUUUAUCCUUGCAUUUGAAAAUUCAUACUGCUCGGAUUACGUGACCGAAAAGUACUGGUACAUGCCAUUUGACCACGAUAUUGUGCCGGUAGUUUUCGGAGGCGCUUCGUACGACCAGAAAAUCGCUAUACCUGGCUCUUUUAUCAACGUUUUGGAUUUCGCGUCGAUUAAAACUCUAGCUGAUUAUUUACUUUUCCUGGAAAGAAACGAGAAAGCUUACAACGAGUAUUUUUCAUGGAGAAAACGCUACAAACCGGUUCUUCCCGAAUCAUGGACUUGCCAUAUGUGCGCUGCACUCAACAAUAUUUCAAUACCAUCCAAAGUUUAUAAAAAUCUUGAGGACUUCUGGGGAGAAAGGAGUGAUUGUGCAACCAAAGAAAGAAGAAUAAGAAAAUUAGUAGAAAAGAUGGACUGA